This is a messenger RNA of Amoebophrya sp. A25, 3847 nucleotides long. The record is from the annotation of a GenBank genome assembly. Lineage: Eukaryota; Dinophyceae; Syndiniales; Amoebophryaceae.
UGGUGGUCCAGGAGCUCCAAGACGGAUCCUACUUCGGCGAACUCUGUGCGCUAGCCGUUAGCAGUACUUCUUAGACUUUAAUAUUUGCUCAAUACUUUUCCAUUUUUGAUAAGUAAAGGUCUACUGAUGUGUUACCUCAACUAGUGCAUACUGUUAUUUGCUCAAUACAUCAUAGUGGUUCUCAAACUCAAAAUGGGGGCCCAAGAACACGCACUGCUAAUUGAAGAUGAAAAUGCAAUUUACAAGAACGGGAGAAUUUGAUCCUCAAAAAUCCUGAUUUCACGGUAGGUAAAUUCGUGACAACCGUUAUCGCGGAGGACUUCUGUGCGUGCUACCUGUUGCGUCGUACUGUGCUCGAGAAGUACAUCGAGAAGGACGCCUUGCACCGGCUCCCACUCCAUCGUUCCGGUUGGCUCCGCCUCGAACAAAUAGGUCGUCGAAUUAUCCAGGCGAAAAUCUUAGCUAAUGGUCGUGGGGGUCAAGGACAAGGACAUGCCCUAGUACAGGACGAGAGGAGGCCUGAAGAAGCAGGAGAAGUAGCACUUCUAGGUAUAAACGCUGGAGGAAAUAUCUCCUCCGCCUCCUCGUCGAAAACUCCUCAUUUCGGAGGUGUAGAUGAUGUCGGCCGCCAAGCUUCAGAAGUUGGGCAGGACAUCAACGUUGAUGUCAAUGCGCAGAAAAAUAUCAACGCGAACACUAGUGGUGCCGCAAGUGGAACUCAGGUGGAACAAGGAGCAGCAUCUUCUUCCUCUGCGAUUAUUUCGCCCACUUCUGGCAGAGCGACUGCGACGAACAAUGGUGGAAACGAGUCAAUCUUCAAGAAGAAGACAUCGCAACUGAAAAUGACACGGAUAACGACGAGACGCGGUUCAACAGUAGUCUUCGAUAAUAGAGACAAUUGGAGUGACGAAGAAGAAGAUGAGGAGAUCAAAGAUGGCGUGCCUUCAGGACGCAAGCUAACCGAGCUGCAAGGCAUUUCCAUCGUUGAGGAAACAACAGAUGACGAAGAUGGCGAAGACGAUGACGAGGAUGGUGACUUCGAGGAUGACAAAGACGACCACGCAGAAAAAGAAGCAGACGGAAGGAAACAGGGCGGGGACCAUAUUAAAAAUCAUAAAAAUGAUCUCCAGACGAGGAAUACGAAUAGCGUCCUCGAGCAUCAGAACGAAAACGACCACAAGCCUCUGCCUCCUGGGCGCACUACCACUUUACUUGAAGAGGUCGACACUCUUAUCCAACGCAAGCGAACAUCUAGGAUCUCCAAAAAAGUAGAGGACCACAGAGACAGAGACAGAAGUAAGACUAAGUCUAGCGCGUGCGCGUCCUCUUCUAGCUCUCCUAGUAGUUCUUCGAGACAAACUAGGACAAAUAAACCUGCGCGACGCACAACAGCCAAGCAUUCAGGGUGGCUGCCCCAGCAUGCUGACAAUCCCCUUUUUUCGAUGCCUGCGUUUCAGGGUACCAGUUUUGAAUUCAGGGAAGCCCUCCUCCGUAGGCUGCGACCUGAAGUAUACCUGAGUGACCACCCUGUACCACUUACAGCACCUAAUGCUAAGGCGCGAGAAUGGAAAAUCUGGGUCUAAUAUAGUAAGAGCUUGCUUUUGCUGAACAUAACACUUCUAAUUACAGGAGGACCACAAGAACGAGUCAAUCUCAAUGCAUCACGUAUUUUUUAGACGAUCAUUUAAGGCUCAACUUUCAUUGGUCAUUGAGGUUAGUCACUGAGGGGCAUGGGGCCCCUUUUCUUUCAGAAUCAGUGACCACUGACUGCUGACCUUUAAAUCAUGUUAUAAUGAUUAGAGAUUAUCAUAUUUUCGAUGCAGCUCCUGCUGCGCCACGACUUCGUCUAAAAACAGGCACGGCAGUCACGAACCAAAGCUCAUCGUAGUUCUCACGGGUAUUCUGCAAGUUGCGAUUUGCGGGCAAAGCGUCCGCGUCCUUCAAGACGGUGAUGCUCACGGUGAGGUUGAGCUUUUGCUGCCACGCAGCACGAAUAGCACGAUGAGGCCAGGUUUCUGUGGUUUGACCGCACAGACGGUAACCUGGGUGCAAACGCUGACGCGAAGCGCCCUCACGUCGCUGCUAGCCCGCUUUCCGGCGGAGCGAGAGCGCUUCGAACGCGUGCUAGUGAAGACAUUACAAGCUUUGCCGGACAUGACUGCACUGUUGAGCCAGCUGAAGUUCGUCGGACAGCUGCGGCAGAGCUGCGCCCACGAUCCUGAGGAACAGGCGGUGGUUGAGGACGAAUUGGCCCGAUUCUGCUAUAUUUUGGAUCUCUACAAAGAACGAAAGUUUGGAUAUUCAGGUAUGGUGCUCUUUGUGGAAGAACGGCAUGCAGUUGUAAAAUCUCGUGUGACCAGGACCAAUAACAAAUUCACUGGUACUAGUGUCGUCUCGUUUGCUGGUGCUCCUCCGGAUGUUGAACAUAUCCCGUCCACAACUACCAGUGCCGGUUCAUCUAGCCACAACAAGAGGAAGGGGGGCAGUAGCUCUAGUGCGAGUCGUGGCCAGAAAAGGUCUACGGUGCGCUUGAUUCAACACAACUCUUCUAUUAAGGCUGUCCCUAAUCCAUCUCUACUAUAGACAUCCCUCAAGCAUAUGCACCCCAAUACAACAACGGAGAUACAACUGACGCAUAUUCUUGAGGGAUUUCCACGACAGGGAUGAAUAGGGGAGCGGUCUAAUUCUAGAACAAGUUCCUACAGCAACCCAACAUCUACAUCUUCAUCUACUGUUGACAAAAACGCGCUCUACGUCAUUCUGCGAGGCCGAGUCCGCGUGACCGUGAACAAUGAAGCAGUGGCUACGCUGGGAGAAGGUGAGCUGCUGGGUGAGCUGAGGGUCCUGGGUCUUUCGUCAGGGCGAACGACUGGCGCAGUCUGCGACUCUCUUUGUGUAUGGCACUGUCUGGCUACUACUAGUACUUACUAGAGAGUGGUCUACUAGUACUGUAGUUGUAUUCAACCGAUGAAGAUGAUACUGAGCCCUCUCGACAUAUUCCCCAUUCUCAUUCUUCGACCUUGCCGUGGUCCAUCGAUCGGUGCUGAGCCGUGCCCUUGAAGAUUGUCCGAAAAUCAAGGCCUUUCUUCGACAGCAAGCGCUUUCGUGGGUGCAGAAUGCUUGCUUGCAGCAUUCUGGAGUGCAGAAAGUAGGCGGGGUACUAAGCAAUAACAUCAAUGUUCUUCAGGCAUCCGGUCGUCCAAACGGGUCUACUCCAGGAAGAGGACGACCAGUGUCAAUGAUGAGAAGACCUCUAGGGUUGACAGGAACUUAUCUGGCGCCUAGCUUAAACUAUCUACGACUUACUAAAGUAACACUUAUAAAACCUAAGUAGUAUUAGCAAACUUUUUCACCCACAAAUUCCAACACGGGGUUAGUAGUCUAAAAUGCUUCCAAUUCAAUUUCAUCUGGUGGUCCUUCAGGCAUCCGGUCGUCCAAACGGGUCUACUCCAGGAAGAGGACGACCAGUGUCAAUGAUGAGAAGACCUCUAGGGUUGACAGGAACUUAUCUGGCGCCUAGCUUAAACUAUCUACGACUUACUAAAGUAACACUUAUAUAACCUAAGUAGUAUUAGCAAACUUUUUCACCCACAAAGACAAAUCCCAACACGGGGUUAGUAGUCUAAAAUGCUUCCAAUUCAAUUUCAUCUGGUGGUCCUUCAGGCAUCCGGUCGUCCGAACGGGUCUACUCCAGGAAGAGGACGACCAGUGUCCUUGUCGAGCUCGCCCAGAAAACGAACUUACCUCGGAGGUUUUUCCCCAGAUUCCGCAAACAAAGCAGCACGGACAACGAUUUACUCUCCGUCCCGAGGCACGAUUACGACUGCUAGUCCACCGCCAAGGCUGA